AUGACUAGGAAAACAAUAACCGGAGUUUUAACAAUUACUCCUAAUUUGGAAGAACUGAAGAAGAAAGAAGAAAAGAAAAUAAGGGGAAAUGUUCGUCAAUGCAAAAGAAACAUUUUAAGUCAGUCAUGUUCCAUUAAACAAACAGAAAGUGAUGAAGAAGAUCCGUUUGCAACCGAGGACAGUGAGGAUGAUGUAGCUUGUCUUAACUGCAAUGAUUUGUUUAGAAAUUCGCGGUCCAAGGAGGCCUGGAUUAGUUGUAUGAAAUGCAAGAAUUGGGCACAUUGUGAAUGUGCCGGAGUAUCCCCGAAACAAAAGAACUUCAUUUGUGAAGUUUGCCAAGAUUAG
Sitophilus oryzae (rice weevil) is the source of this 345-nucleotide messenger RNA. Its product is annotated as PHD finger protein ALFIN-LIKE 7-like. The coding region runs from base 1 to 345 and encodes 114 amino acids. The record is from RefSeq and is a predicted model, not a curated record. Lineage: Eukaryota; Metazoa; Arthropoda; Insecta; Coleoptera; Curculionidae. The transcript has a single exon.